Molecule: messenger RNA, 2133 nt
Organism: Dentiscutata erythropus
Lineage: Eukaryota; Fungi; Glomeromycota; Glomeromycetes; Diversisporales; Gigasporaceae
Source: the annotation of a GenBank genome assembly
AAAAUCGAAGAUAUAGAAAAAGAAGUCGAAAAAUUAUUACAUGACGAUUCUUUGGCAGAGGCGGUGAAAGUUGCUUGGGAAGAUGCUGUUGAUUCGGAAACUGCAACUCCUGCUGCACUUCUUGGGACAAUGCCCGAGGAUGAGGAGGAGAUUGAGGAGACCGAAGUGCAAGUAGAAGACGAUGAUUACGAUGCAGAAGAAACUGAAGUUCCUGAAGAAGACUUGAUACAAGAACGUAAAAAUGAAAAUGAGGAAUCGGCUCAGAAUGAUGACAUAACAAAAGAAUUUCAGAUAGGCUUGGAUAUGAUGGAUCAACUAACAGAUGGUGAAGACAGUGAAGCAGAUGAAUCUGAAGAAAGUUCAUCCGCUUCUUCUUCAGAAGAAGAAGAUAGUUCUUUUGAAGACCAAGAAGAAUUGACUAAAAUCUUUGAAAAGCAAAGAACGUUAAAAUCAGAAUUAUCUGAAUUAGAUGCUAAUUUACAAAAGAAACGAAAAGAUUUAGAAGUAGAAACCAAUAGUAUCAUGCAGGGAAGAUUUCUUACAGAGAUUAACACUAUAACUGCGGAAAUAGAUCAGAAAAAGGCAGGAUUAGAAGAAGCAGAACGAAGAAUAUACGAAAUUCAAGAAAAGAUGGAAUCAAAAGUCAAAGCGCUCGAAGAGAAACUUGCAAAUGAUCAAUCUCAAGGUGAAGAAUCUGAUAAUGAAACGACAUCAUCAACUUCUGGUGAUAAUGAAAUUCAAGAAAAGGAUGAUGAAAUGGUAUAUGAAACGGAAGGAUCCCCCAUAGAAGGAAGGAAUGAAGAGGAUGAUGACGAGGGGAUGGAAGUUACUCAAAAGGUUAUUCAAAAGGUUACUCAUGCAGAUUCAGAAACAGCACCAAAGACAGCACAGUUACUUGCGAAACAAGAUAAAUACACUUUAAACACAUAUGCUCGCCCACCAAUUAUCUUUUCACAUGGUAAAGGAUGCCGAGUUUACGAUUUAGCCGAACGAGAAUAUCUUGACUUUACUGCCGGUAUAGCCGUAAAUGCAUUAGGUCAUUCGGAUCCCGAAGUCGCACAUGUUAUUUCGGAGCAAGCAAACAAACUUGUACAUCUUAGUAAUUUAUAUCAUAACGAAUAUGCAGGGGAAUUAGCAGAAUAUUUAGUUGAAUCAACACGCGCAGGAGGAGGAUUUGAAGCAUCAAAAGUAUUUUUCACAAAUUCUGGUACCGAAGCAAAUGAGGGAGCUUUAAAGUUUGCUAGGAAAUGGGGAAAAUUUUAUGGUAAAAAAGGUAUUAAUGAUGGUAGCAUUAAUACAGAAAAAUUCGGCGUAAUAUCAUUUUCAAAUGCUUUUCAUGGACGAUCAUUUGGGGCUUUAUCUGCUACACCCACAAAAAAAUAUCAAAGUCCAUUUACUCCCAUGUUACCAGGUUUCGUUUCUGCACCUUUUAAUGAUCUGAAUAAGAUAAAUGAAUUUGUUAAUGAUAACACUUGUGCUGUCAUUGUGGAACCUAUUCAGGGAGAAGGUGGUGUUUGGGAAGCUAGUGUACCUUUUUUGGAAUCAUUAAGGAAAAGAUGUGACGAUGUUGGAGCUUUAUUGAUUUUUGAUGAAAUUCAGUGUGGGCUUGGUCGUACCGGAAAGUUAUGGGCACAUCAACAUUUUCCAAAAUCUUGUCACCCCGAUAUUUUAACAAUGGCAAAACCAUUAGCAAACGGAUUCCCCAUCGGCUCAAUUAUGAUUUCUAAACGUGUUGCGGAUAUCAUUGUGAUAGGUGAUCAUGGUACAACAUUUGGUGGCAGUCCAUUAGCAUGUAAAGUAGCGCUUAAUGUAACAUCAAGAAUUAACAAACCAGAACUAUUGGAAAAUGUUAAUAAUGUUAGUGCCUACUUAUUUUCAUCGUUUGAAAGAAUUAGCAAAAAAUUUCCUUCAUUAAUUAGCACGAUUCGUGGUAAAGGACUUAUGAUUGGUAUACAAUUUACUCGUGAUCCAAGUCCUUUGAUUAAAUUAGCUAGAGAACGUGGUUUGUUAAUAAUCACUGCUGGUAAUGACACUGUUAGAAUUGUGCCCCCCUUAAUAUUGAAUAAGGAAGAAGCUAAAAAAGGCAUUGAGAUUUUGGCGGAAUGCAUAGAAAUCUUUAAUGAACAAAGUUAA